Messenger RNA from Yarrowia lipolytica CLIB122, 618 nucleotides. RefSeq lists its product as uncharacterized. Gene Ontology annotation, biological process: mycotoxin biosynthetic process. Lineage: Eukaryota; Fungi; Ascomycota; Dipodascomycetes; Dipodascales. The record is from RefSeq and is a predicted model, not a curated record.
AUGACACAAACGAAGUACGAGCCAGUUGGCGAAGAAAACGAGGUUCAAGAAGAUGUUGCGCGCAAACCGCGUUCUAACAGAAAUACCAUUCACUGGGUGGUGCAUUUCGUUCAGCUGGCUAUUCUCAUCGCAGUUCUGGGCGUGUUUUAUUCCAACCCCUGGACCUUACGCGAGCAGACUAGCAAGGACGAAUCUGAUGGUGUUCGAAUGGACAUUUCCGUGACCUUCACUGAUGAUGUGUAUCACGGAAAUUCCUCGUCGCCUUAUGUGGGUUUGCCCUCGGACGAACAAGAUAAGAGAUGGGAACAGCUUUAUCACCAGCACGUCACAAUCAACGAUAAGCAGACCCAGCUAAGUGUUUAUCACCAAAUGUGGUGUCUCGACUUCCUGAGAAAGAUGUGCACGCCAUACUUUUAUUUUCCUGAAGCUGGAAUUGAGGAACUCGGCCGUCUAGGGAAACAGCGACAGCACUGCAUCGACCAGCUUCGACAGUACGUCAUGUGUAAUGCUGAUAUUACAGAGAUGCCUAUGGAGGAGGUGGAUGGAAUCAAAAUCGGUAGUUCUCGGGUUGAACAUAAGAAGUGCGCAGAUUACUCAGCCCUGUUGGAGAAAUACUGA